Molecule: messenger RNA, 139 nt
Organism: Racocetra persica
Lineage: Eukaryota; Fungi; Glomeromycota; Glomeromycetes; Diversisporales; Gigasporaceae
Source: the annotation of a GenBank genome assembly
AACCAGUAGACCAAAUACAGGGGAGAUGAAAGACCUGGAUAUUGAACAAGGAAGAAGAAGCGAACUAAGCAGGGGACGAAAAACAAGAUUUUUAAUUUCAGAAAUUGCUAUCAGCACAGGGAAUUUGUCUGAUUCGUGA